UGAACAUUUAGUUUGUGUUGUGACUCUGAGCAGUGCGAAUCGAUCCACAAAUAGGGUCUUUAUUAUGUAAACAUGUUAGAUUUACUACUUCUUUGUGGAUUUAACGUGAUAGUGAGUGCCAGUGAUGUGUUUCAUGUGAACAGUAAAAUAACCUUUUAUCCGGACGAUGUGUCGGAGUAUUUUGGGUAUUCUGUGCUUUUGAGCGAUUUGGGCCUCAAUGUCGGUGCUCCCAAGGCGCAGAGUAGAGUGUCAAGGAAGUCGCAUCCUGGACUAGUGUUCACAUGUCCAUUGAGAGACCUGGACAGAGAUAAUGUCACCUGCAGGCCACUAGCGAAAAGUCGGAGAAUUUCUUUGGCUGAUGACUUCUAUAAGGAUGACAUGUGGUAUGGGGCAACUAUGGCAGCGAUUCCUAAUGGAAGACUAUUGGUGUGUUCCCCGAGAAUCACUAAGCCAUACCAGUCGAAGCACUUGCUGGCCAACGGCGCUUGUUCUGUGCACGGUCAUGACCAUGAAGUAAGACUGCUGCCCCUCGAAGAUCCAGCCAGCCAAGCCCGCCGAACCGAUGGGACCAGGAAAGAGUACGGCGAAUAUGGUUCCCAUCUCAACUACUACGCGUAUGGACAAGCCGGCAUGGCCGUGACCUACACCAAGGAGAACAAGAUUGUCAUCGGGGCACCCGGAGUCUUGCAGUGGACUGGUACACUGGUAGACUACCAGCACAACCCGGCGUCGUUUACAUUUGAUUUGCUACCGUCGACCAAUCCAUACUAUACAAAGGAUUUGGGCCCGGACGACUAUUUUGGCUACAGCGUAGGAUCAGGCGUUUUUCAAAAGAAUGGUUCGACUUUGUAUGUCGCCGGAGCACCACGAUCCAAGCGAGGGUAUGGGCAGGUCCUUGUAGUAGAACAAGCAGUAAAAGAAGACGAACCGCUGAAGAUCAAAGCCCAGCUCAUAGGCCCACAGCUGGGCUCAUACUUCGGGGCUAGCCUGUGCACUUUAGACCUGGAUAAUGAUGGGCUGACAGAUCUGCUGGUUGGAGCUCCUAACUACGCCUUGAGAUCUGACGGAGAACUGACCUACGAUCAGGGAGCAGUAUAUGUUUACAUCACAAAGCAGACGAGCAAAGGGUUCGUUUUAGAAGAAUCGGGAGUUUUAAGAGGAUCUGGCAAUAUUGGAGCUAGAUUUGGAACCUCUAUCGCUGAUCUAGGAGAUAUCAACGGCGAUGGAUUCACUGAUGUAGCCAUUGGAGCUCCAUGGGAAAACAAUGGUGCUGGUGUUGUUUAUAUAUACAGAGGUAGUGACAAAGGCUUGAUUCCUCAGUAUAUCCAAAGGAUCCACGCCGAAGGUGCCAAAAGUUUUGGCAUGUCUAUUUCCAAGGGAUACGAUGUAGACAGAAAUAAAUGCAAUGAUUUAGCAAUUGGAGCACACAAAAGUAACACAACCUACCUAUAUCGGAGUGUUCCUACAAUACAAGUGCUGUCUUCAAUAAAAGUACCAGACGCGAAAAACAUAAGGAAAGACGCUAGCAAUUUUACAGCGCUUUUCUGCGUUACUGUCCCACCGAAUAAAUCUUUGCCAAAUGCUAAAAUAGAACUCAAUGCCAGGGUGACGGUAGAUCCAGAGAGAAACAGGGCAAGGACCAUGGGUGAACCAGAAUACAUUGUUACAGCUGAAUCAGGAGUCGAUACUUGCGAUGAGCAUAUUAUCAAAGUGAAUGAUGAGGCAGAUUUAUCCAAACCAAUAUCACUGUCUUUUGAUCUGACACCAGUUAUCCAUCUAGAUUCCUUACCAAUUUUUCCGGUGGGCAGCGCUCGCCUGUCAGAGGAGUCUAUCCUUCAGUCCUCAUUUCUGAUUCAAAUGCUCAGUGACUGCGGGGAAGACCUCAUCUGCACACCCUGGUUGGUGAUGAAAAUGGAACCUUUGAAGAAAAACUAUAUUCCAGGAGACGGCAAUGAACCUGGGGUCAAGAUCUUCGUGACCAACUUGGAGGAGCCUGCGUACAGUGUCAAACUCCACGUGGUCCUCCCAAGUCUUCCAAAAAGACUUCCUGAAUCGUGCUCUCUCCAAAACUUGGAGCUCAAAUGCGACCUGCCAGCUCCUUUGAACAGAAACAAAACGGCGGAGUGGGAGAUAGUUCUGGAAUACACCUGGGACGGUUCCGCUACACAGCUGAUGAUAGCAGCCGACCUAGUAGACCCACUGUACAUGAGAAACGUCAGCACAGGAUCUAAGGAACUCAUCAUACCGAUAACUCCUGAGAGCUAUUACAAUUUCAGCGGAAAAUCCCAACCCCAGGCCAACGUGUCUGUCACAAGAGAAACAUUUGAUAAGAAAGGAGAUGUUUUGUUUACACACUUUUACGAGAUCGCCAACUACGGCCCAUCAGACCUGUAUAACUUGAAAGUGGAUUUUUUACUAUCGGAUGGUGUAUGCCCAGCAAGCUCCAUAGAAGGGUCGAGCUUUCAUGAAAAUAAGCUCUCGUUCGUUGCCGCAAAGCUCGAAGCUAAUUCAACCACGGGUUACAUAUUACCCCUGCGAUUUAACCAUUCACAGAGUGGUGACAAGCUGAAUGACGAAGAGACAUUGAAUGUGACUUCCAAGAUGUUCAUUUACGUUCAAAAUGGAAAAACAAAAGAAAACUGGACAAUGGAAGUGACCACUACAUUAUUACUGGAACCCAAGACUCCAAUUUGGCCUCUGAUUGUGGGUCUGGUGGCUGGUCUCUUAGUUCUAGCUGCCAUCAUAGCUGCUUUGUAUAAGUUCGGGUUCUUCUCUCGCCAAAAGAAGGAAGACUUGAAACAGCUGAUUGAAAACCAAGCAUCACAAGAAGACCCUGGGAACUCGUCCAACCCUUCAACAGUCGAUACCGACAGCACUACUAGAGAACUGUUAGACAUUACAGAGUAGACUAUCCAGAAGACCUGGGUAUCUUAACUUCUAUGUCCCCUGUGGGUUCUUCUUCGCUCUAUCAAAAAUUUCGCGACCAAUUUAUCACAAAUGCGAUUAUUAAAAUACCUACUAUCUUGAGCUGAAAUGAAGAAUAAAAAAAAAACAAAAAGCUUCGGGAAUGUGGAAAUUUAUUAAGUUGAAUAAACUAGUCGAUUAAGAGUCAAUAGGACUUUCAUCUCAUGAAACCAAAAAAUAAAAGAAAUGUUUAAAAAACACUUGAAAAGGAAAAGAAAGUGUUUUUAUUAUGUUAAAUAUUGUUUAAUUACAUUUCACACGUUUUAGUUUAAUACUAGCGGUCGCCCGCGACUUCGUACGCGUGGAUCCCGUUUUACCCCCUUAGGGGUAGAGUUUCGUAAAAUCCUUUCUUAGCGGAUGCUUACGUCAUAACAUCUACCUGCAUGCCAAAUUUCAGCCCGAUCCGUCCAGUGGUUUGGGCUGUGCGUUGAUAGAUCACUAUGUCAGUCAGUCACCUUUAAGCGAUUUGUAGCAGUCGUACAUACGUUGUAAUUGUACAAUUAGCAACUGGUUGCUAAGAUUCGUAAUUACCGCGGGUAUGUGUAAAAUGAGAACUUUUCAGGAGGAACAAAAUUUACAAAAGAUUUUUUCUUGAAACAUUUUAUGAAAAAUGGAGAAUAGUACAACUCUAGUUUUUAACCAUUUUUGUGCAUGUUAGGUUUGAUGUGCCUGACGUUGUACCUGAAAAAUUAAAAAAAAAAUCACAUGUAAGGUUUGUCAGGCGCACUGAAGGUACAGUGUAGGGUUACAAUUAUAAUUCUGUGAUCUCAAGAUAUUAUACUCAGGCUGGGUUGCACCAUCUUACUUUAACUUUGACAAACGUCAAAAGUCUGUCAAACUCCAUACAAAAAACACCGGUUAUCGUUAUGUUACUAUAACGAUAACCGGUGUUUUUUGUAUUGAGUUUUGGUCAAAGUUAGGUGGUGCAACUCAGCCUUAAUAAUAUCGUCGGUAGAACUUCAGGUAAGAUGUUUGUAGCAGAAUAGCCCUUAAUAAAACUACAUUACGCAGUAUUUUGCCUGAGAUUAUGCCAUCUAUAUGAAUUUGUAUGAUAUUUUUAUAAGUGAGAGCUAAACACACGAUGCGUUGCGGCGCCGGUGCGUUGUCGCUGCGUCAUUAUACAUACGACCCGAUCGAGCUAACUGCGCACUUCGCUGGAAUGCGACUCUCCCUCGCACCUCCCCGCGUAAGCCCCGUCCGUACCAGAGCGGCGAUGUGACGUCACGGCUACUGGGUACGCAGAUAACUCGAUCGAGUUGUACUUUUAGAAAUAUCUGUGGCAGGCACACGACGAUGCCACACAGCGCUCGUGCUUUAGCUCUGGCGAAUUAACUUAUUCAUAUCUUCUGUCUUUUCUUUACUAUCUUUUCUCUUCUUAUAAGUUAAGCUUCUUUAUGUAAAUACUCACCUUAUAAAAAUAAGUUUAAUUUCUUUAAUAAAUAAAUGUUAUUUAUAUUA
Messenger RNA from Ostrinia nubilalis (European corn borer), 4422 nucleotides. RefSeq names its product integrin alpha-PS3-like. Bases 73 to 2907 code for a protein of 944 amino acids. NCBI's taxonomy places the organism in Eukaryota, Metazoa, Arthropoda, Insecta, Lepidoptera, Crambidae. The record is from RefSeq and is a predicted model, not a curated record. Gene Ontology annotation, molecular function: integrin binding. The transcript has 22 exons. Gene Ontology annotation, cellular component: external side of plasma membrane; integrin complex. Gene Ontology annotation, biological process: integrin-mediated signaling pathway; cell-cell adhesion; cell-matrix adhesion.